Molecule: messenger RNA, 1689 nt
Organism: Triticum turgidum subsp. durum (durum wheat)
Lineage: Eukaryota; Viridiplantae; Streptophyta; Magnoliopsida; Poales; Poaceae
Source: the annotation of a GenBank genome assembly
AUGGACACGUCUUUUGAAAGCUGCAAGCUGCGGGAUGAGCAACACUACAAGAAUUUGGAUGAUGAAAAUCAGUAUUUCUUGGUGCUUAUAUUGGGCGAUUUCCAAGAUGCGACGAUAAUCCCAAAAGAUGUUGUGCCGCAUUUCAAAGGAGAGAUCCCAGGAGAGAUCAAGCUAGAAACUCGAAAUGGUUACACUCACACUAUUGUGGUUGCCAAGAACCAAGAAAAGCAUGUCCUUACAGUGGGUUGGCGGCAAUUUGUUGAAAGUUAUGAUCUACAGGAGGAUGAUUCCUUAAUAUUCAGAUACAAAGGGAACUCUCAGUUUAGUGUAAUGAUCUUUGAUAAGCUUGGUCCUGAAAAAGCAUUUUCAGUUGUUCUGGAUCCUUUUUUGCCUCAGGUCCAAGACAGGUGUAACGAGGCACAUGAAAUCGGGCAUUCUCAAAAGAUGGAAGUGCCUCCGAAAAGAAGAAAAAGCCGGAUUGAAUAUCACUACGCAAACUUGGAUGAUGAGAAGAAAUUUUUCUUGGUGCUUAUGAUGGACAAUUUUCAACAUGAGAUGAUCAUCCCAGAAGGAUUUGUUCAGUGUUUCAAGGGCGAAUUCCCAAGAGAGAUGAUACUUGAAACACAAAAUCGUUGCAUUUAUGAAAUUGGAGUUGCCAAGAACAAUGAAAAGCUUGUCCUUACAGUGGGAUGGGGGAAAUUCGUCGACACCUUUGGUCUAGAGAUGGGUGACGCCAUAGUAUUCAGAUACAAUGGGAACUCUCAGUUUAAUGUCAUAAUGUUUGACGAACUUGGUUGUGAGAAGGCAUCAUCAGUUUUUCUGGAUCCUUUUCCGCCUCCUGUGCAAAAAAGGUGCACAAGUGCUACUGAUACUGUGAAAAGUUAUAAUUUUCAUCCUCAGCCCAUACAAAUGGUACUGCCAGAGUCACCACCAACGAAAAGGGGUGCCAUACAAACGCAGUCAUUUAGCACAAUGAAAGGCAUGCCAAUGGAGUCACCACGCCUCCAAAUGGAAAGGGACAAGUCAUGUCAAGACAACGACACUGUGAUAAAAGAUGAUGUCCCCUCUGAAGAAGUACGUGAAGUGACUGGUUCCGAUUGCAUCGUCUGGAAGAAGGUACGAUCUUCAUUUCAGAAGGAGCAGUUGAAGGGUCGUUAUAUUACCACCCACAAGAGUAGGCUAACUUCACCUCAGAAGGAAGUGGUGAAGCAGAAGGUCCAAUCCAUACAACCAGAGAUCCCAUUCUUUGUUGCCGUGAUGCGCAAGUGCAACGUUGUUUUAGAAUUCUUUCUGGUUUUCCCAAAACGCUAUGCUAAGGCAUAUCUUAAAGAGAAGCGACACUUGUCUCUUCAGGUGAUGGGCAAGGAGUGGCCGGUGUGGUUUCGUGAAAACAGUUGCGAUAAAAGGCUCGGAAAUGGGUGGAAACGGUUUGUAGAAGACAACAAGCUGAAGAUGGGUGAUAUGUGCCUCUUUCAACUGUUGAGAGAUGAGAGAACCAUGGAGGUACAUAUCAUCCCCGCCGCAAACGAUGCCACUUACCGGGCAGGUCUCCAAAAUGGUGCUGACCGGGAAGCGGCGUUCCGGGGAGGGGCUCCUACUCAUCAUACGGAUGGAGCGCGUGAUCCUGACACAAGGUUGCUUCGCAUCACUAAAACUGAAGCUGUGGAAGAUGAUGUUUGUUGCCCUUGA